AUGGAUUCCCCCCGCGGGGAUUCUCCCGCUGGCUCCGACCACGAGCCCAGAGGCUCAAGCUCGUCCGAGAACGAUCCCAAGAAGCUCCCUGAUGACUUACCCAAGUCUUUGGACGACCGUCGCUCGUUUCCGGCUAUCCAGCAGGAAACGGAGAUGUACGAUGCAUGGCAAGGACAAUCCCAAUUCCUCACUCCUGUCGCCGCAAAACCCCUCAGCUUCAGCCUCGCUUUAGAUGAUCAUUCGCAUGACAACGACCAUACGACGCACGCACAAUACGGACACAGUUUCGUGCGUUCCACAGAUGAUGACAACGAAUCUACAACCACAGCUCGGCUGGAAGACAGCGAUGCCCGGUUAAUGGAGAUGCUUGCCGCGCAGGCUGCGCAUCGCGAAGUGGAUUCACUGGAUGCGGAUGAAGAGGCGAUUGCAACGGAUGAAAAGAUGACGGAGGACCGGAAAAGGGAAAUAUUACAACGGAGUUUGAAUAUCGCUGCUAGUAAUGGUGAUGUUGAGCGUGUAAGGAAAUUGGUACAGGGGAAGGCGAAGGAUUACGUUGAUGUGAACAUCUCCGAUGAGGAGGGAACAGUGCCGUUGAUUUAUGCUAGCUGUUUUGGACACCAAGAUGUUGUUUCAGCGCUCCUUGAUGCAGGAGCCCAUGUUGAUCAGCAAGAUCGAAAUCAAUGGAGUGCAUUGAUGUGGGCUAUGACGAAUCGUCACAAAACGAUAGCGAAAAUCCUGCUGGAUCACGGUGCGUCGCCUAAUAUUAAGUCCUCGUCGGGAGGCACUGCGUUCGACUUUGCUCAGCCUGGGAGUGAGAUAUCGGAGUACCUUCAUGAGAACGGCUAUAGUUUUGGACCGAGCGCGAUAGAGGACGAUUUCUACGACUCGGGGUUUGCACAUGGCCGCUUCGAGGAGGAAUUUGCAGAAAACGAAAUGAAGCGGCGUAUGAUGAUGGAGGAAAGUGCGAUUAAUCUAGAGGUUGAUUUGUCAAGUUUGGGGCUGGAUGAGAAAUUCGAUUCGCAGGAUGAUGAAGAAACGGAGGAGGAACAGCAGGAGUUUAUAUGGGAUCGAUGUUUGAACGACCAGAUGUUCGUCUUCCAAGAGAAUGAGCUAGAGCGAAUACUCGAUAUCAUCAUCACCAACAUGACUCCGCAGCGAUCCCCGUCUCAGAAACCAGUUCCAGCAAAUCUGCUCUUCCUCAGCGCGCGCUAUGCUCACUACCAUGCUAGCCCAGAACUACUGGCAACAUUGUUGGUUUCGGCAACUGACAAGAUAAAUGACGUUGUCGAACGGUAUCAGUGGGACAUGACCAUUCUCGCAUUCUGGAUCUCAAAUGCCACUCUUCUCCUUCAUUACCUAAAGAAAGAUGGGGGUCUGGUCGAGUCAACGGUGGAAUUUCAGCUCCACUUAGCCGAACUUAUCAACGAGAUCUUUAUUCUGAUUAUCCGUGACGCUGAACGCCGGAUGAACAAAGUUCUGGAUGCGGCGAUGCUAGACCACGAAACUAUCCCAGGACUCGAUGACAUCCCUUUCCAGAACGAAUGGAAGCUUUUCCGCUCUAAAAACAAAAAUAAGGCCCCGGAACCGGCUGAUAAGAAGUUCAGACCUCCAUCUCCAAGACGCCGAGCGCAGAUUUCACCGCGCAACAUCACCUCUCUCCUAUCAUCAACGCUAUUUGUCUUGGACCUCUAUGAUGUGCACUCAGUCAUUACCACACAAAUACUUUCACAGCUCUACUACUGGUUGGGAGCAGAAAUCUUCAACCGGAUCCUCUCUACAAAACGAUACCUCGCGCGAACCAAGGCUAUGCAGAUUCGCAUGAACGUGUCGACACUAGAAGAUUGGGCUCGUACCAACAAUCGUCAACCGGAACAUUAUGAGAACGGAUCAACCACAUGCACGGGGGAUAGCACGAUGGAUUCCGCACGUAAACACCUGGCGCCUGUUAUUCAGCUUCUGCAGUGGCUGCAGUGCUUCUCCUCGCUAGGUGAGGACUUCGAGUCCCUUGUGCAUACCCUCCUUCAAUUGCAGGAUCUCAGCCCGGCCCAGCUUCUUCAUGCGGUCAAGUCUUACCGGCCAGAAGUGGGAGAGAAAACGCUUCCCAAAGCCGCGAUGAAAUUCCUGGUAGAGCUCCAACGCGACCCAGAGUUGUUGUUCCGGGAACAGUUAAGGCUCGUUCAGAUAAAAGCCGAUUCCCUGGCCCCGACAUCAGCACCGACCGAGGAUGGUCGUCCGCGAACUCCAAGCCAAGAGCGUGGUCCUUCUGCAUCUUCUGUGUCCGGAUCGCCCAACGCUGCGGCUUCCAUUAAAUCACCCGGGUCGAGCGUUGCGUCCCCGCGACUGGGAGCAAGCUCUCGGGUGGACGAACGUAGCAGUGCAACCACAGUUUUCCUGGACCCGGCACUCACUCUUCCCUUUUCCUUACCGACAAGCACGGACAUGCUGAUCAGUUACGGUGCAGGAUGGGGCGGGACCAACCGAGAACGGGCGCGCAAGUACAUCCCGACAGUCCCGCCAGAAGUACUGACACGAUUUGACCGUGAUGCCUGA
Molecule: messenger RNA, 2550 nt
Organism: Aspergillus puulaauensis
Lineage: Eukaryota; Fungi; Ascomycota; Eurotiomycetes; Eurotiales; Aspergillaceae
Product: DIL and Ankyrin domain protein
Exons: 3
Coding region: 1-2550 (849 amino acids)
Molecular function (GO): GTPase binding
Source: RefSeq, a predicted model, not a curated record